Messenger RNA from Racocetra persica, 366 nucleotides. NCBI's taxonomy places the organism in Eukaryota, Fungi, Glomeromycota, Glomeromycetes, Diversisporales, Gigasporaceae. The record is from the annotation of a GenBank genome assembly.
AUGGCGUCUCAUCAAACUACUCAAACUACUGUUUAUACCAAGGACAACGAAGUUUAUUCAACCAACAUUUGUCAAGAAGCGUCUAACGAAGAAUGUCAGAAUGUAUUGGAAAUUCAAGAAAUGCAUGUUCAAAAACCUAAAACGACUCAUAAUUUUUUUCGGAAUAAGACUUUUAAACAACAUUUUAUCCCCCUGCACCAAAAUGCUACGGGAAAAGAAAGCGAAAAACUACGAAUGUGGCAAGCCUGUAUUCCUCAGUGGAAUUUUCGCCAAAGCGUUGGAAGAAGAGAAAAUGAAAAAUUACUCAUAAUUCUCGCUGUCACGAUUAUUCAAACUGGUUCACUCGAUUUUAGAUUAUACGGGUGA